AGAACAUGUCGAAGCAGUAGCAGUGACGUUCAUAUCAGAAAUUACCGAAGCCUGUCGUUACCUACAAAAUGCCUCUCGAUACGCUCUCCACCUAUUCGCAGACUUUACUUCGACAAGAUGGCCGAAGAUGGAAUGAACUUCGCAGAAUCAAUGCCUCGAUCUCAACACAACCGUCCAGUGAUGGCAGCAGUCUGUUGACCAUGGGUAAUACAAUGGUGGUGUGCACUGUGACAGGUCCAAGAGAAGGUCGGGGCCAACGCGACAACAAUAAUGCAACUGUCGAGACUGAGCUCAAUGUUGCACCGUUUGCGCAGAUGGACCGUCGACGACGCAAUCGCAACGACAAGCGAAUCCAGGAACUACAGACUACCAUCUCCAAUGCCUUCCAAAGCCACCUCUUCACUCACUUAUACCCGCGAUCCGCCAUCUCAAUAUCUCUACAUGUCCUUAGUUUAGAUGGUGCCCUUCUGGUUGCGUGUCUCAACGCAGCAAGUCUUGCUCUUGUGGAUGCGGGUGUUCCCAUGCCGUCAAUCCUCGCGGCCAUUUCGAGCGGAAGUAUCUCACCAGCAGACGACUCCUCAACUAAGCCGGAGCCCAUACUCGAUCUCAAUAAUGUUGAAGAGCAGGAAUUGCCAUAUCUAUCUAUCGCAACGGUAGCUGGCCAACCUGAAAUGGAGGACAAGGUGUCUGUGUUAAUGAUGGAAUCACGAUGCCAAAUCGGAGGAGCUAACAGCAAGAUGGAGAGCAUGUUAGCCACGGGUGUAGAUGGGUGCAAGCAAGUGCGGCGGAAGAUGGAGGAUGUCAUCAGAAAGCAUGGUGCAAAAGUCAUGCAAAGCAGAAAAUAGGUUACUCAAGAACGACGACUUGGCCAUGCAGUAUGUCCAUUGCGACUUGACAAGGCACGCUGCAGGGCUCAUUGGGGAAAAGGCAUUAGGCUGGAGGGCAUCAGAGAAUCCCCAGAAGUGAUGAUGGUCAUCCAGUUUUCGGGAACAGUUCCCUUGCAUAACAGUGAUGUUGUGAGUAGUGGGUAUCUUCAAGGCCUGGCUAAUUCUAAUCAGCAAUGGCACUCGCUCGCUGACGACACCUUGGGCUAUUCUCGAAUCAACCGGACCGAGCACACAGUGUCUCCCCCAAAUCCUUCAUGGCAGAGCCUGCUUCGGAAGCAAAAGCAAAGCCCAUGAGGAAGGGACAAAAAAGAAAUUGCUUCAACGCGGAGUCGAACCGCGGUCUCGUCGAAUUCGACCAGGUACGAACCUGGUAUGGAAUGGCAACGACGAAUUCUACCCCUGAACCAUUGAAGCCAGUUUCAGAUGUGUGUGGAUUGUUGAAGAAAAGUUUGUCUCUAUGAUAUGUCAAGAUUAAAAUUGCUUGUGUUGCUAAAAGGAAAGAUAACCGAGCGUGAGGUAGGUACAGCCACCCGCAAGCAUUCAUACUCACAUGGAUGCAUGUCAUUUCCACCGGCGCGUGAAUGCUGGACUGGGACAUGGCUGUACUGUGUUGCUGUUGUUCUGCUGAAGGUCUUGGAGAUAUGCGAUAAGCACCCGAGGGUCUUUGCCCACCUCUAGCUUUCUUGAUACUGUGCAGCCGCACCAAGGGGACUUGUGCUAUCCUUAUUCUCCUUCAAAUCAUCAGCCUGCCGCUCGCUAGACCAGUUGACCAUUAC
Molecule: messenger RNA, 1663 nt
Organism: Exophiala xenobiotica
Lineage: Eukaryota; Fungi; Ascomycota; Eurotiomycetes; Chaetothyriales; Herpotrichiellaceae
Exons: 3
Coding region: 69-845 (258 amino acids)
Biological process (GO): rRNA catabolic process; poly(A)-dependent snoRNA 3'-end processing; nuclear mRNA surveillance
Cellular component (GO): nucleolus; cytoplasmic exosome (RNase complex); nuclear exosome (RNase complex)
Source: RefSeq, a predicted model, not a curated record